Messenger RNA from Mesorhabditis belari, 3135 nucleotides. The record is from the annotation of a GenBank genome assembly. Lineage: Eukaryota; Metazoa; Nematoda; Chromadorea; Rhabditida; Rhabditidae.
AUGCCGCCGAAAAAGAAAGGAGGAAAGAAAGACGAUGAUUGGGAUGAUGUUGAAACAACUGCGACGAAGAAGAUGGCCGCUUUAAAAGUAGAAGAGAGUGCUUUCGAUGAUGAAAGUGAUGAAGAACCGGCUAAGCCACAACCAAAGGCGAAGGGACGGCCAGGGAUGAGCGCUUUUCUCAUGAUGGAAGACGACGAUGAGGAAAAAUCUGAAAAGUCUGAAGCUGAGGAUGCACCCGUCGAGUCUAAACCCGCCGCUAAAGCAGAUACAGCCAAGGAUAAGAAGGCAAAGAACAAAGGCAAGAAGGGAAAGAAACAAACUGCUGAGGACGAUGAGCUGGAUGCCCUUCUUGAAAACCUAAACAAGCCCGGAGAAGCUCCAGCUGGUAAAAAGAAAGAAAAGCUCGUCGGUGAAGCACAAGUUGUUGAAGAAGGAGAAGUUAAAGAAGCGGAAGCCACUCCUGACAAAGAGGUUGAGGACAAGAAGAAAAGCAAGAAAAAGAAGAAAGACAAAGAGAAGACUGCUGAAGAACAACCCGCUACCGCUGAUGCUGAAAAGAAAGAAGAUCAGGAUGAAGAUGGAGAAGCCAAAGAGGGCGAUGAAGAAGCUGGUGAUGACAAAAAGAAGAAGAAAAAGAAAGGCAAGAAAGAAGAAAAGCCCAAGAAGAACAAACAGGCCGAGGCAAUCAAAGAAAUGCUUCGUCGAAAAGAAGAGGCUGAGUUAGAAGCAAAACGAUUGGCUCAAGAGGAAGAAGAACGGAUUCUAGCUGCUGAAAAGAAGCGAGAAGAAGAGGAACGAAUUGAAAAAGAAAGGCGAGACGCUGAAAAGCUUCGUAAAAAGCAAAAGGAAGAACAACUCAAGAAAGAAGGAAAAUGGCUGACGCCAGCUCAACGCGCUAAACAACAACAGCAACGAGCAAGACUUGGUGCUCAAUUUGACAAGAUCAAAGAAGAAGCCCCAACAAAGAAAGUCGUUUAUGAAGAUCUCAGCAAGAAAAAGCAGCAACAGCAAAAAGAAAGAGAUGCACAGUUGGCAGAAGCAGUUUCUACUUCGAAAGAACCUGAAAAGGAAGAUUCGCCUGUUGAAGAAAAAGUCGAGAAGGAGGAAGUAGCAGAAGAAAAGCAAGAGGAGCCUCUUGAUGAUUGGGAGCUUGCGGAUGUUGAUGAUACUAAAAAGGAAACUGAAGCAAAGGCAAAAGAAACCACGCAAACCAACAAAGUCGCGGUUCCAGUAAAAGAACAACAACAGGAAGAGUCUUCUGAAUCAGAAGAAGGGUCCUCGGAAGAAGAAUCUGAUGAGAGUGAAGAGGACGAAAGUGAAUCUGAGGAGGAAUCUUCUAGUGAAGAUGAAGGAGUUAAGAAGGAGACUAAAGAAAUGAAGAUGGAGAGAAUUCGUCUGCGCUUGAAACAACGCCGGGAAAAAGCAAUUGCGGAGAAAAGUGUGGAUAAUCUUCGAGCUCCGAUCAUUUGUGUGCUUGGCCAUGUAGAUACAGGAAAAACAAAGAUGCUUGAUACAAUCCGUCGAACAAAUGUGCAAGAUGGUGAAGCUGGUGGUAUUACGCAACAAAUUGGUGCUACUCAAGUUCCAAGGGAUGCUAUUGUUGAGCGUUGCAAACAAGUGCGUGAAUUCCGGGCAGCCGAUGUCAAAGUUCCUGGAUUUUUGAUCAUUGACACGCCCGGUCACGAAAGUUUUGCAAACCUGCGUUCUCGGGGCUCUUCAUUGUGUGAUUUUGCAAUUCUUGUCGUGGAUUUGAUGCAUGGACUUGAACAACAGACACUCGAAUCGAUUAAACUUUUGGUUAAACGUCACACGCCAUUUGUGGUAGCAUUAAAUAAGAUCGACCGCUUGCAUAUGUACGAAUCGAGCCCCCGGAAGGAUGUCUAUGUUCAUUUAGGAACACAAGCAAAUAAUGUUAAACUUGAGUUCAAGAAACGUUAUGAAGAAGUCGUUGUUCAAUUUGCUGAACAAGGUCUCAACGUUUGUCUUUCGAAUGAUAAGAAGAAAAUGGCGGAUCCUGACUAUAUCCCCAUGGUUCCUACAAGUGCAUAUUGCGGCGAUGGAAUUGGCAAUUUGAUGGCAUUCAUUGCUGAAAUGGCGCAAUCCAAGUACUCUGAUCGGCUUGCCUUUAUUGAAGAAUUGGAUGCGACGGUUAUGGAGGUUAAAGCUAUCCCCGGUUUGGGAACGACUAUCGAUGUCAUUUUGGUCAAUGGGCGAUUAAAGAACAAUGACAUUAUUGUCUUGUCUGGUAUUGAUGGACCGAUUGUCUCACAAAUUCGUGAUUUAAAGAUGCCGGAGCCUCUACGUGAACUGCGUGUCAAAAGCGAAUAUCGAAGUUUCAAGGAGAUCCAAGGCGCACAGGGUGUCAAAGUUCUGGCAAAGGGUAUGGAAAAGGCAUUGGCUGGAUUACCACUAUAUGUUGUAAACCAAGCGGAUGAGAUUGAUCUGUUGCAAGCUGAGUGUGAAGCCGCUCUUUCAAAAGCUUUGACCUCGAUCAAGAAGAAACCGGAAGGGGUUUACGUACAAGCCAGUACUCUCGGCUCGUUGGAAGCUUUGUUGGAGUUUUUGAAAACACAGAAAAUCCCGUAUGCUAAUGUUAAUAUUGGACCAGCUCAAUUGGCUGCUGAUCGGGAAGGAGUGCGCAUUUUCCAAGCCGAUAUCAUUUAUCAUCUUGAAGAUGAUUUCCUUAAAUACAGGGAAGAGUUGCGCCAGAAAUAUCGUCGUGAGCAUGAACAUCUCGCUGUCUUUCCAUGCAAACUACGUGUUUUACCACAGCACGUCUUUAAUGCAAGAAAUCCAAUUGUUUGCGGUGUAUCUAUUGAGGCCGGUCAAUUAAAGAAAGGAGCACCUAUUUGUGUACCCUCAAAGGAGUCCAUCUUCCUUGGAAAUGUCGCAUCAAUUGAGAGGAAUCAUGAAGAAGUUGGACUUGCAAAAGCCGGAGAGGAGGUUUGCAUAAAGAUCGAAAACACUACCGGCGAGGCUCCAAAGCUUUAUGGACGUCAUUUCACACACGAAGAUUUUCUAGUGACUCGGUUGACCCGUGAGUCGAUUGAUGCCUGCAAGGCUUACUUCCGUGAUGAUUUGAGCAAGGCUGAUUGGCAACUGGUUAUUGAGUUGAAGAAAACAUUGGAUAUUCUC